Molecule: messenger RNA, 7616 nt
Organism: Anastrepha ludens (Mexican fruit fly)
Lineage: Eukaryota; Metazoa; Arthropoda; Insecta; Diptera; Tephritidae
Product: G protein alpha q subunit
Exons: 10
Coding region: 1350-2411 (353 amino acids)
Biological process (GO): phospholipase C-activating dopamine receptor signaling pathway; adenylate cyclase-modulating G protein-coupled receptor signaling pathway
Cellular component (GO): heterotrimeric G-protein complex
Molecular function (GO): G protein-coupled receptor binding; guanyl nucleotide binding; GTPase activity
Source: RefSeq, a predicted model, not a curated record
UUCAGUAGUGCAGUGUGAUUUUUCUUGUGUGUGGUAAUGAUGAAAAUUUUGUAAUUUUUUAGAAAAAAUAUAGAAAAUUUAGUCAAAUUAGUAGGAAAUAUGUGCUAAACUAUAAAACCAAUGAAACGUGUCUGUAUGCAAACUGGAGUAAAUGUGCUGAAUGUCCCAAUUUCUGCAGUCUGGCGAAAGAAAGAAUUAGAAGAAAUUUCAUAAUUUGAAAAACGAAAAGUGGUGUAUGGGCAUGUAGACAGGAGAAUAAUUCUCAAAAGUUAAAGGCUAACAAAAAGAAUUUUGUGGCUUGUGGGUAAAAGUGAAGACAACGCGAAGUUAUUAAAGACGGCAACAGAAAGAAAAGUUAUAAAUAUAGGAAAAAGAGAAAUUGCAGCAAAAGUGGCCGUAGCGGAAAAAUGUUCCUUAUAUUCUAGAUACGAGCUCAAGCACUACAUACAUCAAUGCUUGAACAUAUGAAUGGAUGAUCGAUGCAAUUUACGCAACAUAUGCACCAAACGGAAACGUUAACAUACAUACAUAGAUACACAGUAGAAACUAAUUACGUUUGUGCCCAGCGCCAAAGAACAGCAAAUGCAGCAACGCUAGCUCGUCAAAUAGCAAUAUCUACCACAGUUCUGCAGGGAUUCAAAAAAAAGGAUUAAUUUUAAGCAAACAAGUAACCAACCCACAAGAAAACGAGAUACAAAAACAACAUUUGCCUAAUGAUAAUGUUUUCGAAAAAAGCAACUACAAAAAAGUACCAAGAUUUAACACGAGUUUCCUUACGUUUCUAAACUUUUCAACACCAAACUACUUUAACUGAUGUUCAUGGUAUUUUUUAAAAACACGUUUUUACAAAAAAGAGGAAUCCAGUACCAAUUGUUGGUUGCGACUGGAAAAGCUUAAAGUUUUUGCAUUGUGUAAUAAGCAGUGAGAAAGCCGAGCAGAAACUCAAUAGAAAUUUGAGAGGGACACUAAAUCCAUGUGAAAAGGUGGAGUGAAAUUUUGGUUUGGCUUAAAAUCUGGAAGCAUAUGAGCUGCACUACAACAUUGAUUGUUGCCACAACAAGCGUCACACACCACAUACCUACCGAAGUGGUGGUCAGGGUAGUGAAGAACCACUUGGGAUCAUCAUUCACCGCAUCAUUAACCACAAACAAGCAGUACCAACCAGACUCCUCCAAAAGGGUAUAGCGCAACGGUGGCCAAAACAAAUUGGCUACAUCGAACGGAACACCAAAAGCAUUAGCGAUUAUCAUAAAAACUUUUACUUUAAAUAACAACCAUCCACAGGGCAGUAGUAAAUACACUAAAGUACGGUUAAGGGUGCAGCGUAAGCAGCCAAAAAUUUAGCUAGCAUGGAGUGCUGUUUAUCGGAGGAGGCGAAGGAACAGAAGCGCAUCAACCAGGAAAUCGAACGGCAGUUGCGUCGAGACAAACGAGAUGCCAGAAGGGAACUCAAACUGUUGCUACUCGGCACUGGUGAAUCUGGCAAGUCGACAUUUAUCAAACAGAUGCGUAUUAUUCACGGCAGCGGUUACUCCGACGAAGAUAAACGGGGUUACAUUAAAUUAGUCUACCAAAAUAUAUUCAUGGCCAUGCAAUCGAUGAUCAAGGCCAUGGAUAUGUUGAAAAUUUCGUACGGCAAAGAUGAACACGGUGAACUCGGCGAACUGGUGAUGAGUAUCGAUUACGAAACAGUCACAUCAUUCGAAGAUCCAUAUUUAUCAGCCAUUAAAACACUGUGGGCGGAUACUGGCAUUCAGGAAUGCUACGAUCGACGAAGAGAAUACCAACUCACAGAUUCGGCAAAAUAUUAUCUGAUGGAUCUCGAUCGUGUGGCUCAACCAGAUUAUUUACCAACCGAACAAGAUAUUUUGAGAGUUCGUGUGCCGACAACGGGGAUCAUUGAAUAUCCCUUUGAUUUAGAAGAAAUUCGAUUUAGAAUGGUGGAUGUGGGUGGUCAGCGUUCCGAAAGAAGAAAAUGGAUUCAUUGUUUUGAAAAUGUGACAUCAAUCAUAUUUUUGGUUGCGCUAUCGGAAUACGAUCAAAUCUUAUUCGAAUCUGAUAAUGAGAAUCGUAUGGAAGAAUCAAAAGCUUUAUUUAGGACUAUUAUUACGUAUCCGUGGUUCCAAAAUUCAUCGGUUAUUCUUUUCUUAAAUAAGAAAGACUUAUUAGAGGAAAAAAUUAUGUAUUCGCAUUUGGUAGAUUACUUUCCCGAAUAUGAUGGUCCACAAAGGGAUGCGAUUGCCGCCCGAGAAUUUAUUCUUCGCAUGUUUGUAGACCUUAAUCCAGAUUCUGAAAAAAUCAUCUAUUCUCAUUUCACCUGUGCUACAGAUACUGAAAAUAUUAGAUUCGUGUUUGCAGCUGUUAAGGAUACAAUUCUCCAAUCAAAUCUGAAGGAAUAUAAUCUGGUCUGAAGUGCAUUCAGAUGGACAGACAAUUUUUGUGAUUUUAUUAUAUUCAUGAUUCCUUUUUCGCAUAAAAAUAUAUAAGUAAAAAUAUAAACAAAGAAAAAAUAAACAUAACGCUAAAUUAAUACAAACAAACAAAAAAUAAGAAAAAAUAAUUAGACAAACAAAAUAGCGCAAAUGGCGAUGAAUAUAAAAAUUAAACUAACGAUUAUUUAAAAGAAAAUUUUAUAACGCAAAGUAAAAAAAUAGAAAAUAAUAAUAAAAAUAAAAAUAAAAAAUUACAUAAUAUAAUAAAAAAUAAGAGAAAGCAGCAGUAAUCCUAAAGGGAAACAGAAAACAAAUGAGAUGAAAAUUGUAAAAUGAGACGGCAAUCAGGCACAAAGAAGUGUAAGAAUAGUUAAGCAAGAUAAAUGUAUCCGAAUAUACGGGGGAUGGGAAUGCAGCACAUACCAGGUAGGAGUGUUGAAAGAAUCAAUUUAAAAAAUGGGAUUUUGCUUACAAGCAGCACGGAAUCAUGAAGUGAAAACGGCAAUAUCGCUUCGCAGACAAGUACAUUCAUACAUACACACACACCUAACAAUUUAAAUGGAUGAUUACUGCAUACUACUUGAAGGGAGGCAAUUUAAAUAUAUAUAUAUAAAUAUGUAUGUGUUUAUAUAUAUAUUUAUAUACAUAUAAUUAAUUACGAAUAUACAUACACGCAUUAUUUGUUUAUGUAUUGAUGAAGUAAACCAAUAGAUGUAAACUUUAAUAAAAUUUUAAGCAAAUAAAACGAAAAAAAUAUAUGCUAAAUGCAAGAAAUGUGUAAGUCAGAGAACUUCGACCAAAUAUUUCAAAAGAAGUGGAAAAUUGCAUACACAACAACAACAACUACAAAUUCAACAGCUCCCACAUCGACUGCCGGCUAUUGAAAAGGCCAAAAUCGGCAGGCGGCGAAAGCGGUUGGCGGCAGAAACUUUACAUACCCAUGUAUGUAUGUACGUAGUUAAGGCGACCGGUUUUGAGGGACGAAAUAGAUAGACGAUACUACAAAACUGCAUCAUAUGCAAGGUUUAAAAAUAUGUAACGCGAAAUUUGUGUGUAAAACUCACACGAAAUUUGAAGUAAUACAAGUAAACAAGUGAAGAUUAUUUGAAGAAGAGAAUAACUCUUAUAAACUACAUACACACAUAAGCAUAAAAAUUAAACACGACGCCAUAUAUACACGCACACACAUAAACGCGGGCACGCACACAACUAAAAAUAGUAAAAAAUUGUAUAAGAUUUAUGUACAUACAUAUACAUACAUAUGCAUGCAUACUGUGUUAUGUAUAAUGCAGCACACGGUGGAUAAAAUGUAAAGUGAAAGCAAAAACAAAACAUGUAAUACAAACAUAGACACAUUUAUACGUAGCACUUACGUAUAUUUUAUGCAGGAGCAGAGCGUAUGAAUGUUGCAAGUCAUACAUAUAUACACACAUACAUACAUACAUGCAUACCUAGCUAUAUACUACAUACAUAUAAACAUUAAGUUACAAUAAAAAGUAAAAGUAAUUUUGUUUUUGUAACAUGAUGGCAUUAGAAUUGUACCGUUAACGAAUCGUUACUACUGUUUUAAGUUUGAAAUUUUUUAACGUUUUGAAAACUGUGUUUUUAAUAUAUUAUUGUUUUUGUUUUCAUUUUUAUUUUUUUUUUUAAUUUUCUCGAUAAGUUAACUAUUUUUGUUCUUGUUUUCGUUUUAUAAUUAUUAUUUUUGUAAAUUUGAUAAUAAUAAUAAUAUAAUUAAAAUUAAUAUAAUAAUAUAAUAAAAAUAAUUUAUAUGCGCUCAUAAGAAAAGAAAUAUUUAUAUUAUGAACAAAUAAAGAAUAAAAACAUAAAAAUAUAGAAAAAUAAUUUAUACCUGCUGAUUUAUAACUUUAAAAGGGAGUGGAACAAUUCAAUGUUGGUUUCAAGCCAACGCAAGCACCUACAUAGAUUGGAAGAGGGUAUCAAACCUGUAACAAGCUUUGUGAUAACUUGCAAGUGUUUCAGUUAGCGCUUAAUAUAAUUUUCUGUAGCUCGAAUAGUCAAAAAACAAAGCUAAUGCGUCGAAAAAUAAAAUUCGAAGAGUGCAGCUGCAGUUCAUAGCACAAGUAUUAUUUAUUUUAUUCUGUGUGUUAUAUGUACGCUUGAGCAAAAGGUUCAAACAGCAUUUAUGAACCGCGUUCUUCUGCAAACGAAGCUGUUGUCGAACUCAAGAUAAGGCAUUUUUGCCUCAUCAAGUGCUAUAUGAGUGAUCUCUAUAGUGACGCACAGAGAAAGAAUAAAUAUUAGAUAUGUAUGUCAUAUAUUUUAGUGAAUUGGGCUUCUAGUAAAAAAAAAAACAAAAAAUGUUAACCCUUUUGUAUCUCCGCUCGAAGUGCGCGAUGUACUCAGAAUACCUCGUCGUAAUAAUACGUCGGUAAGACUUUUACUGUUUGUUGUAAUGUUGUAAAAUUAAUGUUACAGGUUUACCAAAAUUGUUUAUUUUCCUCAAACUUUAACAAAAAAAAAUAAUAAUUUAUUGCGGAUUAUUCCGUUCUUGGUGAUAAGAGAGAGAGUUUUUUUCGCGGAUUGUUCCGUCGAAUGAUGCAAAAGGGUUAAAGUAUUGUACCAUUUUUUGUUUUUUUGUAAUUCAAAUCUAAAACUGAAAUCAACAUUCACUUUCUGUUUUUGUAUUUAUCAUUUGAUUAGCAUACAUAUACAUAUACACACACGCAUCCAAGCACAUGGGCCCAAAGUAUAUUGGUGUUGGUAUUGAAUACGUCUCGCAUUAUGAGCAGCCCAUGGGUGGGAGAGUUCGUCGAUAAGAAAUGUAAAAAGCUUUAACUAAACAAAUAUUUAAAUGAAUUAUAAAAAAAAAAAUUAACUCAAAAUGCAUUAGCUUUUAAAAAGCUUAGAACUUAAAUCGUCGUCGUAGUUGUUGUUGAAUGAUUAAGGGAAAAAGCAAAGAUACCUUAUUUUACAUACAUACAUACAUAAAUAUAUAGUUUGUGUUAUUUAUUUUGUUAUUUACUUUACUGGCAUGGAUACUUUAUUUGUAUAACUUUUUGCAUGCAUAGCGCUGAGUUUAAAUUCUUUACGUUUCCGUCCAAAUUAAGGGUAAACAUAAAAACAAGAGGCGUGGUUACGCCCUAUGCUCCGGUAGGAGUUAAAAGAAAAUAUAUCUAUAUUAUACAAUAUAAAAAAAACAAAAAAGGGCAAAUUUUUUCAUAUGUCUUACUGGCAUACAUACGUACAUGCGACUUUUGGUUUGUAUGCAUUUAUUUACUAUUUUUUUAAUCAUGGAUUUGUCUUAAAUGCUUUACAUAAGCAGGGAAUUUAGCGUUGCUUUAAAAAAAUUGCUAAUUGCUAACUCUAACAUUUUUACAUUCAACGCCAUAAGUCAAUCCCACUUGGUUGAUAUGUACUUGCAAGCUCAUUCCAAGUGCGUGCACAAAUUUUCAUAAUAAGUUAGAGAGCGAGCGUCGUUGCUGGUCUAUGAGGCCCACCCCUUAUUUCUUCUCUUGAAGUGGUGCCAGUUUGGUCACAUCCACUAUUACGAAUUACGCUCCGUGGUUUAACUCGCAGAUUACAAAAUUAUGUGACUCGAUUGUGACGAACAUAGAUUGACAUAACCUUACUUCGGGCAGUUAGUUCGUGUUCCUGAUACUUAUCGAGGGGUAAAUUAACAAAUUUUAGUUAAAUUUUUACCCAUCAACUAUUUCUACGAUCUCAAGAUAAAGGCGGUUCGAUCCAAAAUUGAAUUUCUACAAUACCAAAAUCAAUAAUCAGGUCAUAACCUGGCAAGAUAGUAAUGGGCCGUUGCUCUAGUUGUUAUUAUUGAUAUUUAUUUCGUUAAGAUCAAAAUCUAUUCACUAAUAAAUCAGAAUAACGUCCAAGGCAUGCACUUUUCCACAAUAUUGUGAUUUUUAAAUUUACAGAAGGUCUUAUAGGGUUGUAAGAGAAAUGCUAAUCAUCCAACUUGGUUUAUUUCUGAAACUAUCAUCUCGAACUGUCGAAUCGUAUCCCUCUGCAUGUACAAUUGCAUGUUUAUAGUCCAUCAUCUGAUUCAAUAGACCUAAAUACAUACAUACACAUAUUUAUUGAAACAGUUUAAUGUGUUAUACAUGCAGUAUAUGUGUGUGUGUAGUGUGCAUGUGUCGUAAUGCCGUAAAAAUCCUAUAAGUUGUAAAAGAUCUCAAAUUCGCUCACAAAAUGUUCGAAAUAUUAAUCUUAGUUAUAUUGCCUUUUAAAUGAAUCCGUUACUAAGCAGUGUAUAAGUAUACAUACAUAAUAGUUUUCUGUUUUCUUCAAUAGAAAAAAAUACGAAGAGUCAUCUAAAAAGUCACUUGCUGCAUUAUUAAUUCAUUUAAAAAAAAAUAUUGAACUAUUUUUUUAUACUGAAAUUUGCGUGGCGUUAACAGACAAUGAGUGGCAGAAGAAAUAUCCUAUAAGAAUUUAAAACUACAAGUAUAAAUCAAAUUACCGAGAAGUCGAAAAAUGAAAUAAUCUGAAGUCGUGAACAAAAUUACAUUUCAACAUACAAAUUCGAACUCAUAAACAUUGUAUUACAUAUUCAUAAAUGCGUACAUGCAUACAUACAUACAUAAGGUGAAAUAUUAUUGUACCGCUUUUUCGAUUUAUGCUAUUGAGAUGCCCUCGAACAUACAUAUAUACAUAUAUACCGAAACCGUUUAGAUAAUAUAGCUAACUAUAGUACAUUCAUACUUGGUACAUUGCCUACCAUUCUGUAUACAUAUUCACAUACAAAUCAUUCACAAAAUAUCAAAACCAAAACAAAAAACAAACAAACAAAAAAAGAACAUUCGCAAUCGUAAAUGUCUACAACGUCUUGAUCCUUUAAAAAAUAUUUAUAAUAAUAAUGAUUAAACAAACCUGCUUUCAAUAAAUCCAAAUAAUGAAAAAUUAAAAACAAAAUGAAUUAAAAUCGAUUUUUGAAAACUUUUUUCCAUUAGAUACAUACGUAGAUCCAAUCGAACGUUGAAAAAGUCUUUUGGUUUUCAAAGAUCGACUUUGCAUUACAAUUACACUGAGAGAAGCUGCGUAAAACACACACCACCACCUGUCUGCCCUCGUGUGUGGGUGUCUUAUGCGUCGUUAUCAAUAGUCCCUAUACGAAAUGACUAAUUAACCACUUUAAGUGUUAAUUAAAAAAGGCACAAAUAUAUGUAGCUGGCUUGGUUAUGUGUAAAAAUUCCUAUUUUGCAGGAU